Molecule: messenger RNA, 2808 nt
Organism: Acanthopagrus latus (yellowfin seabream)
Lineage: Eukaryota; Metazoa; Chordata; Actinopteri; Spariformes; Sparidae
Gene: cdkn1bb
Product: cyclin-dependent kinase inhibitor 1Bb
Exons: 3
Coding region: 509-1069 (186 amino acids)
Biological process (GO): regulation of cell cycle; negative regulation of cell population proliferation; G1/S transition of mitotic cell cycle
Cellular component (GO): nucleus; cytoplasm
Molecular function (GO): cyclin-dependent protein serine/threonine kinase inhibitor activity; protein-folding chaperone binding
Source: RefSeq, a predicted model, not a curated record
AAGUGGGCGGGAUUAAGCGCGUAGACCAAUGAGCGCCCGUCUUCGCGUUUAAAUAGCUCCUGGUGUCAAUCAUUUUUUUCCCUCCCCCCCCUCUCCAGUUCAGCUCCACUCUCAAUCCCAAGUACAUCUUUCAAUCGCCAUAUUGGGUACUGAGAAGGUUUGUCUGCCGUCUCUCUCGCCGCGGCCGGACCUGACAGCGGCUCCAGCUCCUGUGCACUUUGUUUUGAUGAUCCGCGGAGACUUCACCGGGCUCCAGCACACCGCGGCCGUCACCGUCUCCAGCUCGACGUGUGCAUGGCAUAAACCGUUUUUACGCUCGUUGUGGAUCUAGCUCAGCGUCAAGGAGAUAACCCUCGUUUUCUGAGCGGUGUGUUGUUUUUGUUUUUUUCUGUUUUUUUUCCCUCCUCUUUCCUCGUGAAAUACUGGACGCUCCCGGCUGUUUUGGAAAAAAUAGAAAUAAUAAUUUUAAAAAAAUUGUCGUCUUUCUUCAGGGAAGGGGGGGGGCAAAAUGUCAGACGUUCGACUAUCAAACGGGAGCCCGACGCUGGAGCGGACGGACCCCCGGGUGUCGGAUCACCCGAAACCGUCAGCCUGCAGGAGCCUGUUCGGCUCGGUGAAUCACGAAGAGUUAAAGAGGGAUUUAAAGGGACAUUUGCGGGACAUGGAGGAGGCUGCCUCCGCCAAGUGGGGCUUCGACUUCGCCAAUCACACGCCGCUGGCCAACGGCAGGCUCGAGUGGGAACUAGUGGACUGCAGAGACGUCCCGGCGUUCUACAACGGGCAGGUCGCGCGGAGGGAGAAGGGCGUCUGCUCCGCUGGGAAUAACAAUGUGGAUCUAAACGGGAAUCAUAGCUGUGUUGUGGUGGCUCCGAGCGCGGACAGCGACAGGUCCGACGGGCAGAUGGAGUGCACGGAGCAGUGCACCGGGCUGAGGAAGAGACCUGCAUGUCACGACACCUCGACUCAGAAUAAGAGGUCACACACCAGCUCAGAUGAGGUUAGUUGUCCGAGCCGGAGCCUCUCUGCAGAACACACACCCAGAAAGACCAGUCCCAAGAGGCAAACGUGAGGACGAGGAGGAGAAAAAAAACGAGCCGAAGAUGUAUUUCCCCUUUUUAUGUGGGAAACCUCAGUGAUGGCCGAAUUUCUGUCUUUUUUUUUUCUUUUUUUUUUUUUUUUUUUUUUUUUUUUUUUUUGGAAGAGGAACUACACAGCAUCAGAAACAUAUCAGCUCUCCUGAAGACGGGGGAGGACGCUGUUGAAGCACUGAAUAGAAACACUAAAGUUGUGGCACUCAAUUUAAAAAGUUACUGCCUCUAAAAGCAGUCAAUGUAGCAGUGUGCAAUUAGGUUUGAUUUCCUUUUUUGCUCCUUAUUUUUUACUACCUGUGUGUAAAUAAAUAUACAUAUUAUUAUAUAUUAUUUCUCUCCAUAUGUAGCACAUAAGAAAAAGCAUUAUGAUUUGAACACAGAUCCUUUAUGUAAAAAGGUGUGAAUUUUGAUUUGACUUGAAGAAUUGCAGUGUAGUUUUGAUACGUGUUUCCAAAAUGCUGUUCUGUUCUAUUUUUUUUUUUCUUUUCUAAAAAGGCAGUGUGACUCUGACAAAGUCCCUAAUUGCUACAUUUAAAACAAAACAAACAAAAAAAAUCAUGGCUUCUUACAGUUUCUUAACAGUGUAUCUUCACUUCGUCAUCUUCCUAACUCAGCAGUGAAGAACGGUACAAAUGUAGCUCAUCUGUUUUUUAUUUUUUCCUUCCUGUGGUCACAUCAGUGUCACCAAGUGCAGGUUCUCCUAGAAGAUCUAUUUCCCCAGGAAACCAACACAAUAAAAAAAAAAAAAAAACAAUCUUUAGUACUUGUGUUAGGACUUCCUUUUACAUCACCCGGUAUUUAUUUUGUGAUAAAUGUGUUUAUAACAUCAGUUGAAUCCUGGAAUAUGAUCCCUUUUUUUGUCUCAAGUUCUCCUGCACACCUCAGCCACAAUUGUGAGGGUGUGUUUAGAUUUCCUCUGGAGUUGUGAGGUACUCAGAUAUUGAAGGACAAAGACCAUACAAAAACUGCACAGGUUGUGUCGUAAAGUCAUCCUCUCUGUGACUAUAUUCCUUUUUUUUUUGUUUCAUCAUCAGCCUUAAUGCUCUUCAGAGAGGAGAUUUUUUUUUUUCUUUCUGAAAAGGGUUGAAUGUCCUACAAUACCAAAUACAUGGUUGCUUCAGUAUGGUUGCCAGCGCCACCUGUGCUCCUUUAAUUGACUUCACAUCGUAUUACUUUGUGAUAACCUUGACUUAAAUUUCCAUGUAUGUUUUUUUUUUUUUUUCUCCUUUUUUUUUCUCACAAAUGUUGUUAGCCUGCUGAGGAUGCAAAUGUGAGCGUCUAAAAGCUUCCCUUUUAUUUGCCUAAAGUGUGGGUUAUAUUCAAAGAGACCAGUGUACACCUGGAUGGGGAGAGCGAGAGAGAGAGAGAACAGUUCGUCUCAGAAAUGCAGUCACCAUGCCUGUGUAUUUGUGUAAAUCUUUGCAAUGUACCUAUGUACAUAAUUUUGUAAAAACACUGAGAAAUUAUACUAACUUAUUUAUGUCAAGCUUUUUUUUUUUUUUAAUGUAGAAUAAAAAAAUGGGUUUUUUGAUUACGGUUAUCCAAAGUGGCAUUUACUUUAUUAUAAUUGUCUUAUUUUGUAAAAGCAUAUUUUUGGUAGUUUUUUUUUUUUUUGUUAUCAAUAAGGUUGCAAACUGAGCCUGAAAAAAUAUUUGAUGUGCAUUUUGUAAUGUGUGGUUAUAAAAUGUGUUGCAAUCAAUUAAAAAAGAAAAUUAAA